CGGGGUCAUGCUAGUUUAUGGUCGAACUUGCAAACACAUUAACCUAAAAAGGGAGGUCUUGGGUCAAGCUGACAGGCGACGGAUUAUUUUAUAACAAAACUUUAAAGUUAAAAGAUAAACGGGCGACAGGUUAUAUUGUUUGAAUGUAAAUGUUUUUUUUAUAUAGAAUUUUGUGUUUGUAGGUGUAAAUUUGGCAUAAAUCUUAGUGUAUUAAGAAAUAAAAGGAUGAAGAUUGUGUAUUUACUUUGUUUUUUGUUUGAUAAAAAGGAUACAAUCAAAAUCACAAUAGAUUUGAUUGUUGUCGUGUAUCAACCCAAUAAUUAUGAAGCUUUUGAAUUAUAUGUCACUUCAUCUUCUGCGGCCUUUGCUGUUAUAUAAGAGCAAUGGACCCUAGACAAUGAAUGCAUGAUAAAUAAAGGGUCGUAUUGUUUCAACACCCCACAUCCUAAUUUUGACAUCUCCUGUCAAACGAAGCGGCGGGUGUUGAAUUAGAAGGCUGGGGUGUCCAAAUAGAACGAGCCUAAAUAAAAGGAAUACAUGAUAAACAACUUUUUUUUUCUAAAAAAUAUAUUUUUACAACAAUCCAAAAUAAAUUUUGUUAAGUAAAAUAUAAAUAAACAAAUCAUAAAUAGUAAUACCCAUCAAUAUCAUGCUUUAAAAGUGUAAGGACCAUCUUUAACCCUUUCUAUUCGGUCAAUCUAGUGAUGCAUUCUUUAUUACACUCCAAACUCUAAGGCCAGCCACAAUUUUGACCCUACACUGUCCAUUUUAAAAGCCAACAUCAUCCUUACCUUUUUUUAACCGAAAGCCAAACCUACAUGCACAUAAAUCAGAUAAUUUCAAAAGGUCGAUUGUGAAAGCGAAAUGGCAGAUGAAGAAGAGGCGGCCCACCUUGAGAGAAUCUUCAAGCGGUUUGAUACAAAUGGGGACGGGAAGAUCUCGUCAACAGAGCUUGGAGAAGCUUUGAAGACGCUUGGAUCUGUGUCACCUGAAGAAGUCCAACGUAUGAUGGCUAAACUCGAUACGGAUGGAGAUGGGUUCAUUUCUUUUCAGGAGUACAUGGACUUUUGUAAUGCUAACAAGGGAUUAAUGAGGGAUGUUGCCAAACUCCUAUAGAUUAUCUCUCAACCACCUUCGUUGUUGUUGUCUAAACAUAAGUUGUUUUUCUCCGUGUAAUUUAUGAAUAGUGGACAAGAUGUAGAUAAUCUUUUCGUAUUAUGAAACAAAAAAA
Molecule: messenger RNA, 1231 nt
Organism: Helianthus annuus (common sunflower)
Lineage: Eukaryota; Viridiplantae; Streptophyta; Magnoliopsida; Asterales; Asteraceae
Product: polcalcin Syr v 3
Exons: 1
Coding region: 865-1116 (83 amino acids)
Molecular function (GO): calcium ion binding
Source: RefSeq, a predicted model, not a curated record